AUGCAGAGCGUGCCGUGGGUCGGGCUGCCGGCGGUGAGGAGGUCGCUGCAGGAGGCUGCCGCCUCGUACGCGCAUCACCAGGCCUCGGCCCCGGCUGCGCGGUCCACGGGGAGGUCGGUCGAGACGCUGGUGGUGAUCAUCGCGGCAAUCGUGCUCGCCGCGGCGCUCGCGGGCGUCCUCGCGCGGGCGUGCGACGGGAGGCACGUGGCGCCGAGCGCGGACCGCGACGUCGAGGGGUGGGUGGAGCGCCGGUGCCGGACCUGCCUCGACGGCGGCCUGCCAGCGCCGCCGGGAACGUCGUCGAACACGACUGCGGCCAAAUAA
Messenger RNA from Lolium rigidum, 324 nucleotides. RefSeq lists its product as uncharacterized. Lineage: Eukaryota; Viridiplantae; Streptophyta; Magnoliopsida; Poales; Poaceae. The transcript has a single exon. The coding region runs from base 1 to 324 and encodes 107 amino acids. The record is from RefSeq and is a predicted model, not a curated record.